UCCGCCAGCCUGCGUAGUGCAGGACCCCGCCCUGCCUUAGGCCUGCACCGAGCCGAGACCCAGGAGCUUCUCUGCGAUCCCCGCGCGAGGACGUGGUGUGGGCCGCGGGGUGGAACGGCCUGCCCCCCAGCUCACGUCGCGGCCCGCCCCCUUGAGAGGUUAUAAAUUGCUCGCUCCCUACCACGAACCUAGUGGCUGCCUCGCUAGCUGGUCUUUGGCUCUUCGAACUGCCGUGCCAUAGCUUCCGGUGCCUCAGCCGCGCUGCUUGGGCGCGUCCGCGGGCUCCCGUGCUCUGCGCGAAGCCCUGGCCCCGGCGGCCAGGGCAUGGACCAGGGGCGUGGGGCGAGGCGGCUUCUCGCGGGGCCGUGACCUGCACCGGCUUCAGCAUGAAGACCCUCAUAGCAGCAUACUCUGGGGUCCUGCGAGGUGAGCGUCGGGCAGAGGCUGCCCGAAGUGAGGGCUCCCAUAGAAGAUCUCCGCUGUCCCGUGAAGGGUCAGGAAAAUGGGGUGCUGGCUCCAGCAUCCUCUCCGCUCUUCAGGACCUCUUCUCUGUCACCUGGCUGAACAGAUCCAAGGUGGAAAAGCAGUUGCAGGUCAUCUCAGUACUACAAUGGAUCCUGUCCUUCCUCAUUCUAGGAGUGGCCUGCAGCGCCAUCCUCAUGUACACAUUCUGCACUGACUGCUGGCUUAUUGCGGUGCUCUACUUCACCUGGCUGGCUUUCGACUGGGACACACCCAAGAAAGGUGGCAGGAGAUCACAAUGGGUACGAAACUGGGCUGUGUGGCGCUACUUCCGAGACUACUUUCCCAUCCAGCUGGUAAAGACACACAACCUGCUAACCACCAGGAACUAUAUCUUUGGCUACCACCCCCAUGGCAUCAUGGGCCUGGGUGCCUUCUGCAACUUCAGCACAGAGGCUACUGAAGUGAGCAAGAAGUUCCCUGGCAUACGGCCCUACCUGGCCACACUGGCUGGCAACUUCCGGAUGCCUGUACUUCGAGAAUACCUGAUGUCAGGAGGCAUCUGCCCUGUCAACCGGGACACCAUAGACUACUUGCUGUCAAAGAAUGGGAGUGGCAAUGCCAUCAUCAUCGUGGUGGGGGGUGCGGCUGAGUCCCUGAGCUCCGUGCCUGGCAAGAACUCGGUUACCUUGAAGAACCGCAAAGGCUUUGUGAAACUGGCCCUGCGCCAUGGAGCUGACCUGGUUCCCAUCUACUCCUUUGGGGAGAAUGAGGUAUACAAGCAGGUGAUCUUCGAGGAGGGUUCCUGGGGCCGAUGGGUCCAGAAGAAGUUCCAGAAGUACAUCGGCUUUGCCCCAUGCAUCUUCCAUGGCCGAGGCCUCUUCUCCUCUGACACCUGGGGGCUGAUGCCCUACUCCAAGCCCAUCACCACUGUCGUGGGCGAGCCCAUCACCAUCCCCAGGGUGGAGCACCCGACGCAGAAGGACAUUGAUCUGUACCAUACAAUGUACAUGGAGGCCCUGGUGAAACUCUUUGACAAACACAAGACCAAGUUUGGCCUCCCGGAGACCGAAGUCCUGGAGGUGAACUGAUCCAGCCCUUGGAAGGAACCGGCUGCAAAGUGUUUUCUACCAAGUUCUCAAAUGCUUUUUGUUCUGUAAAUUUGGAAGUGUCAUGGGUGUCUGUGGGUUAUUUAAAAGAAAUUAUAAUUUGUUAAACCAUUACAAUGUUAAGUGUUUUUUAAGAAGGAAAAAAAAUAUAUUUUAAGCUGUUUCACUUCCAGUGUGUCCUGUUCUAGGUGGUGGCUAACACAUCUGGGCCUUAAUGGUUUCUCAAUCAAACCCCUGGUUCCCUUUCUGAAAUGACAGAGACAACUCAGUUCUGGUUAAUUGGGGAAGGAUGGCCAUUAGUGAUUCAGGCCAGUUCGAUGGUUCAUUUUUUGCUCCCAGGCAUGAGAAGCAGAAGCCACUUCUAAUACAAACACCUCUUGCCACCACCCUGUGCUUAACUGAAAGACUUGGUCCCUGUUGCCCAGGGGAAGACAUGGAGGGCACAGCUGUCCCCGCUUUGGAAGGGCAGUAGUGAGCAUCUGGAACGCUCCAGCUUGAGUCUCCUCUCUACCCCUUGACCCGAACCCUGUCAAAUCUGAGCCUGAACCAGCUGCCAGUGAUAAUGUGCUGAGGACAGGGCUGUCCCAGAGACACCAUCUCUGGGAUUCUCCAGAAUGCUGGAGAGUAACUGGCUUUGCUCAGGAAGCUGAUGGCGUGGACUCUGCACAGACUCAGCCUUGACCUGGAGCAUGUCCUUCCCAGUGGCCUGGGUUUGACCAAGCCACACCCCGAGUCUGGUGUAAGGGAGGCCUUCUGCACAGCACACUGGGUCCAGGACAGAAGGCCCUGAACCUAAGCCUCACAUAUUUGUGCCUUUCUGAGGGGCUUGGAGCCAGGGAGGCAACCCAGCCCCUCCUCUGUGUGUUGUUUUCUCUCCGUGACAUCAUUGUACCAUGUCAGUCUUUUGUAUAUUCCUAGACAAAUAAAUGGAAAAAAGAACCCUC
Heterocephalus glaber (naked mole-rat) is the source of this 2515-nucleotide messenger RNA. It is a transcript of the gene Dgat2, whose product is annotated as diacylglycerol O-acyltransferase 2. Gene Ontology annotation, biological process: triglyceride biosynthetic process; diacylglycerol metabolic process. Gene Ontology annotation, molecular function: diacylglycerol O-acyltransferase activity. Gene Ontology annotation, cellular component: endoplasmic reticulum membrane. Lineage: Eukaryota; Metazoa; Chordata; Mammalia; Rodentia; Bathyergidae. The record is from RefSeq and is a predicted model, not a curated record.